Messenger RNA from Ochotona princeps (American pika), 1878 nucleotides. It is a transcript of the gene CCDC83, whose product is annotated as coiled-coil domain containing 83. The transcript is spliced from 12 exons. The record is from RefSeq and is a predicted model, not a curated record. Lineage: Eukaryota; Metazoa; Chordata; Mammalia; Lagomorpha; Ochotonidae. Bases 625 to 1878 code for a protein of 417 amino acids.
GGUCUAUAAACACUGUCUCAAACUGUUCAUUCCUGGAUGACGGUUACUGAUGAGAAAACCUCUCCCACCCAAACAGCCAACUAAUGUUUGUCUGCUUCAGUUCCCUUCUCUUAUUAUGUGUGAUGAGUAUAUAACACCGCAUGGUUCAAAACACAUGUGAUUAUUUAUCAAAGAAUUCAACAACGCCAAACAGGUGACCUUACGAACAGAGUGAAGGCGGAAGAGAGCUGGCCUCCGUCUUCCCCCUCACUAACGAGGCUGUAUUCGGCAGACGUAGGGGUUCCGGUGACGUAUGAAACUGUCUUGAAGCAGACAAUGGGAAAGACGACUGCGCGGGAAAGACGCCUGUAUGCGGCUGACGGAAUUAGCCAGGUGGGAAAUGGGCGGCACAGUCAGCGCUCCACCGGGACGCUUUGCCUGGGGCAGCCACCAGGAGGCGCGCUCAGCAUGACGUCGCUCGCGGGGAGGACGCCGGUCGCCGUGGAAACUGAGGGCGUGGCUGCCGGCGGAGCGGCUUUGCAGUGGAAACUUUGGAUGGCUGCUUGCCUGUCUUCUUAGACUACCUGCCCAAGGAGGGUACACUCCGGUGGGAUUAAGGUGUAUCUUCAAUAGUGAACCAGCACAAUGGAAAACACAGGGAAGACAAAUAAAAAAGACACACCAGAUAAGCCAAAGGAAAACAAACUGCCUACAAGUGAAGCCCUUCUAGACUAUCACUGUCAAAUAAAGGAAAAUGCAGUGGAACGAUUCAUGUUUCAAAUAAAAAAACUUAGAGAAAGGAACCAAAAGUAUCAUGAAAGAAACAGGCACUUGAAGGAUGAACAAAUUUGGCACAUACAGAACCUACUAAAGGAACUAAGUGAAGAGAAAUCAGACACAUUACCAGCUGUAUCAAGGGAGGAUGUUGAAGAAGCGAUGAAAGAGAAAUGGAAGUUUGAAAGAGAUCAGGAAAAAAACUUAAAAGAUAUGCGCACACAAAUAACUAACACUGAGAAGCUAUUUAUUGAAAAGCUUGGUGAAAAGGAAUAUUGGGAAGAGUACAAGAAUGUAGGGAGUGCGCAACAUGCUAAACUCAUUACUUCCUUACAAAAUGACAUCAACAGAGUUAAAGAGAAUGCAGAGAAAAUGUCAGAACAAUAUAAAAUCACUCUGGAAGAUGCUAGAAAGAGAAUAAUCAAAGAAACUUUGUUACAACUGGACCAAAAAAAGGAAUGGGCUACACAGAAUGCCGUCAGACUGAUUGACAAGAGCAGUUAUCGAGAGAUCUGGGAAAACGACUGGCUGAAAAAAGAGAUUGCAAUACACAGAAAGGAAGUUGAAAAAUUAGAAAAAAUUAUUCAUGAACUGGAAGAAGAAAAUUUGGUACUUAUUGAUCAACUUUUCAACUGUAGACUUGUGGAUCUCAAAAUACCCAGGCAGUUGUACCUCACUCAAGCUGCUGGGCUCAAAGGGCCACCUGAAAGGAAGCCUUUGGAGCUGCCGGCAAUCUGUCCAGAGAAGUCAAAAGUGCGACCCAUGGAAGUAGAAAGCAGAGCUACGACAGUCUCAUUAGCUGAGAGCAGUACUCUCUACCUUAGCUUGCAAGAUAGCAUCAGAGAUGCCCGGCAUCUGAAGAUGGAGGAGGAGGAGGAGGAGGAGAAGGAGGAGCUCACAAGCCCAGAGUUCGGAAGUUCUGAUAUGAAGUAUUUGCUUUACGAGGAUGAGCAGGAUUUCCGGGAAUAUGUCAAGUUAGGUCCCCUGGAAGUAAAACUCAUGUGUGUGGAAGGCAAGAAAAUGCCCAUUCAUCCUCAAGACAAAGAUGCUCCAAUCAAAUUCCACGAAGAUGUCAGAAGCCCAGAAAGUUGCAUCACCUAUAAGAUGGUGAAGUCUCUUCUCUAA